AUGUGUGCAGAAUUCUGUCCUCACUCGUUUCUAAUCGCUGUUUAUCCAAAACCGGUGGCAGAAGUCGCCAAGUUAAUUCAAAAAGGAGAAUUGUCUCUAGAAGCCGGGCUGAAAAUGUUCCCGGUUAGCAAGGAAACCACCAAAAAAUCAAAGAAUAAAUUUGUGCUCGACGACAUGUUGGAGAGAAAAUUGGAAGAAAUGAAAAAAAUGGCGCCGCUCAAAGUCGAUGUGUCCCCCAAACAGGUCUCACCAGCUCAAAUGGGUUCCAGCCUGAGCACUCCAGGAUUUGGCAAUGCUUCAGGACCUGUAACUUUCAUGUCUGUGGCGGGGGAAUCUAGUCAAUCGAACCUUCCGAUGCUCCCGGAAAGAUCGGUAGGAGCUGUGUAUGAUCCACUUUUUUGGUUUCACGAGAUGGAAACAGGGCCUGACUUCUCAGGAUCUUCUGGAUCUUUCAACUCUUCUGGCUCUGCAAUACAAGCCAUGGGGUCAGGGACCUUCAACUUUCCAUUAAGAUCCUCUGGAUCAUCCUCUGUACGACCUGGUUCAGGAUCCGUCAAGCGUUCAGGUUCUGGAACCUUCCAUGGAACUCCUGCAAGUGCUUUUGGGGACUCUGUUGGCUCAGGCCUCCAGCCAGGGUCCUCCACGGGAUCUUUGAGAUUCUGCAACUUUUCUGGAAUCUCGGCGCUUCCUGGAUCCUUGGAAUUGUUCAGAAACUUCCCAGGAUCUUCUGCUGGGACUGCUCAAGAAUCCACCGACCUUCUAACCGCCUUCCCAAUACUUAAAACACCGAUCCUUCAUCUCAAAGUUCUCAAAGACUUCCCAGAUACUGCAUGGUCGAACCGACAUGUGACACUAGUGCUUCACGAGAUUGCUCGCCAACUUCCGUGGGCUCGACAGGAAGCUAUCAGCAAGCUUCUCGAGAGAUUAGGCUACGAUGCUCGGAGGAUCCAUGAGAUCAUGGCUGGAAACUCGGCCAUCGACCAGGCUUCCAAUGAUCUUCAGGCGGUGCAAGCGAAAAUUCAGAUCCUUGAAGAACCAGUUGAAGAUCAAACUUCGAAAAAGGUUGUGCUCCAGGAUCCUACUAAAGAUCAAAAGUUCCACGGAGAAUCGGUACAGCAGGUGGUGCUGGAAAAGAUCGGAGAAUCCGAGAAGGAUCAGAGGAAGAUCGAGGAUCAGGUCCUCCAGGAGAAUCUGGAGGAGCUGGAGUUUCCAGGCCGGCCAGCAGAGGUAGAGGAAGAUCCUAAGGUGCAGGUGGAGGGAAUAUCCAAGAAUCGAGUUGAGGAAGACGAUGAAGUUGAGCUACUGGAUCAUGAAGAUCUUACAAUCGCAACGCCUCUGUCCCACAUGCAGGAUGUCACUGAAAAUAUUCAGAAUUUGGAUGCGAAUGCUGCAGAACCGAUCGAAAAUCCACUGGCUGCAGCUGUUGAAGACCAGAUAGCAAAGGAUCCCAAGAUCCUUGAAGAGGUUCAAAUACAGGAUGACAUGCACCCUCAGAAUCCAGCACUGGAGUCCGAAGAUCUGAUGGAAGCACGAGAAGCUCAGACUGUUCAGGAUUUCAUUGAAGAUCCAGUUACAGAAGUUGUUGAAGAAGUGACUGAACUACCUGAAGAUCGCAAGGAUCCUGAAGCUCUCCACGAGUUGGAAAAUCACAAUGAUCCCACAGCUGAAGACGUCGAACCAGAUUCUGUAGAUUUUAUGGAUCUUUUGGUAGAUUCGGACGAGGCUCUGGAAAAAGUAGAGCUUAAAGAUCAGAAAGUAUCGGAGCAAGAGACUUCAGCAAAAGACCAGAAGAAGUCGGAAGCAGAUAAGGAUCUUUCAGGAGAAGGAUCAGAGGAUCAGGCGCCGGAGUUGGGCAAGGGAAAGGAUGAAUCAGUAGAAUCCAAAGAUCCAGAGGUCGCGGAAGCAAAUCUAAUUCCUUCAGUCCAGAGAUCAGGUGAUCUCCAGGCGACCGAUUCGAAAGAGAGCCAUUCUGACAAAGAAUCCAAGGAUCCACAGGUUAUCGACGCAAAUAUGGAUCGUCCAGACCAAGGAUCAGAGAGCAAAGAUCCUUCACCACUAGAAUCCAAAGAUCACCAGGUACUAAAGGUGAAGAUUCUUCCACGAGAAGGAUCGGUAGAAUCCAAGAAUCACCAGGCCCAGGAAGCAGGCAUGGUUCACCCAGCCCAUGGAUCAGAGAGCAAGGGCACAGAGGAUCCCAAUGUGUUGGAGCCAUCUCCACCGGCUCCUAAGAAUCCAGUUGAACAUAACCUAGAAGCCCAGAAUCCAACGGAUCCUCCGAUCUUGGCAGACCCAGCACCUCCAAUUCGAAUCAAGAGAAAGUAUGUGAGAAAAAUGAAGGUUCCAGCAGCGGUAGGUGAUGUGAAACCGACGAGAAGGACUCAAAAACGAAAGAUGCUUGAGGAUCGGGAUAGAACAUCCAUGGAAGAAGUGGUAGCUAAAACUGAAAAGAAAGAUCAACCUGAAGCAUCAGAAGAUCUGUCUGAUUCUAGGGAAGAAUUGUCAGUAGCUGCUGGACCACAGGCACCAAAGAAACGAAGAAGAGGAAGGAUGAUGGAGGAUCCAGAAACUGCUAGGAAGAGAAGAAAAGGUAGAAAGCUGGAAGCAUCAGAAGAUCCACGAGAUCAAUCUGGAGCACCAUCUGGAGCACCUGAACCCGUGAAGAAGAAAACAUGGAGCAGGAGGAAGAAGGUUGUGGACCCGUCCGAGAUGGUACCACAGAUGAAUACAAGAAGAAGAAAGAUAUCGGAAAGAUCGGAAUACCCAGCUGAAUUGGGACCAGUGAGGAGGAGGAAAAGAAAGAGGGAUCCUGAAGUGGAUGCUGGUGCGCAGAAGGAUCAGGGAUCAGCUACAAUGGUCUGCUUGAAGAUCCGAUUCGACGGCAUACCAAAGAUCAGGGAUCCGGCAAAAUCCGGCUCGGCUGAAGAUCAAGAAUUGUCCAAUUUCACUAGUUCCGAUGUUCUCCUGGGUCAAGGAUCAGGCGUGUGUUCUACGUCUCCGCCGGCUACAAGAACCUCAGAGGAUCAAGAUUCUACUCAAGGAUCUGAAGAUCAGUCUGAUCCAACAUCCAGGAUCCCUACCUGUUUUGAGGUUUCCAUGGAUCCCCCGAUAUCCGAGCCGAUCAUUGAAGCAGCUAUAAAAAAUCAGGAUCCUCUGAUCUUUAAUGCUUCCGGUGAGUCAUCUGAAGCGUCAGCGUCGUCGGAAGCAGGUCCGAAGAGAAUCGGAGAAAUCGUUGAAGAUCAGGGUUUCCAGAAUCUAGGAAAUAUCCCUGGACAAGAUGAUUCUACGGGAUCUGUUCAAGGAUCUGAGACAAACAAAGAUUUUGAACCGAUGAAACCAGAGCUUCAAGAUGUAGCUGGAACAGAUCAGACAAGGAUCCUGCUUGCUACUAGUCCUGACUCUGAAGCUUCAGCUAACGACCAUGACGCCAAGGAUCCCAACACUGAAACCACCUUCAAGAAAUUGGAAGCCGAGAAGCCUCAGGAUCAAUUUCCCAAAGUGACAGUUCCAAAGGAUCAGAAGCUGGAAAGUUCUGAAGAUCCAGGCAACAAGGGCACAGAUCCUAACCAGCAGGAUCUAAUGAUAGUUAAAGGAUCGGAGGAGCACAGUAUAGAUUUGGUUGAGCUGAUUCAGGAGAAGGCUAGCUACCAGGGAUCAGAGAAUCACAUGGAGAUAGCUCAGCCGUCUGUGUCUUCUGAAAUGAGCUCUGAUCUUCCAGCCGGACCCCACCAUGUCUUGAAGGAGCAGAGGCGCGACACUUCAAGCUUCUCCGCAGAAUAUCUGAGGGCAGACUUGAAGAAGAUCGUCAAGAACAUUUCGAUCGCAGAAGAGCAGCCGUCGCAGGAUUCCACAAAUCCUCCCAAUUCGGAAGAUAAAGACUGCAGGAAAAAACGAGAGCUUCUUCCUCAAUUGGAUCCAAGAUCACAGAUAGCCAGAGAAGAUCUGAAGCCUAAGAUCUCGACACCUGAAGAAUCGGAAGAUCCUGCCAGAUCGCAAGUGACAAGGAUCAGGACAACUUCAAAGCCUAGCCAAAGUCUGAAGAUCGCAGAAAAAGGAGGAGAUGCAGCUUUGUCGCCAAACUUGGAACAACACCAAAUGCCACUAGAUGCUCAGAAGGAGUUACUCAAGGAGAUCUCGGAACAAGAUGGAGAAGAUCAGCGAAGCUUCAGAACCUUCAGGAUGGAUCUGAAGCCUAGUCAAGAUGAAGAAGAGCUGGAAAGCCUGGGUACUUCGUCCGCAAUGCAGGAUUGUCCAGGAAGCGUUAAAGAUCCUCGAAUGCAGGAGGUGCAAUUGCGGAGACAAAAUCAUUCUUUGGAGGAUCUUCGCAGACCACAAUUGGAUCAGGCGGAGCACCUGGAGCCAAACCAGGAUGGAGUUGAGCGGAGAGAUCGGAGGAUCGGAGGGAUCGCAACUCUGCUGUCAGCAUCACAUCAGGAUUGCCAAACGGGUUCGGAAGAACCUCAAGUGUCUCAGGUAGUUCCUGAAUCUCCAGCAGCCACGGAAAGGCAGGAGCCGCUCUCACCACAGGAUAGUGGCGAUCCCGUCGGGCCCCCAGCAAUCAAGAAGGGCAAACUCUCAAGACAACCUGGACGAAGAGAAGGUCAGAAGCCUCUUCUAGGGCCGUUUCAAAGAAGAUCAGCAGAUCCUCAGGUGGACAAUGUCGGAUCCCAUGAAGUUCGGAAGGACUCAAAGAUCUUGGAUCAACAAGAACGUCUGCAAGAUCACCAUGGCAUCUGGAAGCCUAGCGAAGAGCAACCCAGCAGUGCCUCGGAUCUUCCUAUCUGCAGCUCUGAUCCUAGCCUCAGUGUUAAUGAUGGUAGAUCAAUCAGAGACUCAGGGCCUUUGAAGCUUCCAACCUCUGGUCGGCCCAGCUUCAGGCCUUACCGGAGGCCACAAGAAAGAUCCCAGGGAUCCCAUGAAGCCGCUCAGGCUUGUCGUCGAUGCUCUGAAGCUGACCAUCAUCCUUCAGAUGAUUCCAUAAUCGACCUGAUGAUCGAUACCUCGAAUCCAAGAAGUCCUCCAAUGCCGUUUUUACCCGAAGAGAAGCCCAAUGCAAUCCAGGCCCAUCUCCAGAAGCUCGCCGCCUACCAUGCCUUCCGGUGCCUACCUACUCCUGCCAUAUCCCGAUUCCUGCCCCGCCCCCGCCAAAACACCGAACCACUCGUCGACAUGGAUAAAUUUUUGGAUUACAUGAUCUGGAGCCUAGGAUUCGGAGAAUCUCUCCGAGUUGCCAUAAAACUUCCAAGCUGGCUCUUCGCUGUGGAGCUCUUCGAGCAGCUGAGCUUCAGGGAUUCGAAGCUCGAGCUCAGAUUCUUGAAAAAUGUGGACUUCGUUGGCCAAAUCCUGGGGCAAGCUGUCAUGUGGGCCAGGAAUGAGGUGGUUAUUGAGGAGGAGUUGAUCCAAAUCCUCAAUAACCAUGGCCAGGCUCGGGAGUACAACUUUUUCUAUGCCUUCAUCGAGGCACAUGAUUUGACUGCAAAGAAGAUGCUCCCUCCUCCCGAGCUGGCUCAUCGAGAAGAACACGUGAUUAUCUGCUGCCUCAAUUUUGUCUCAGACAAAUGGAUCGAAGGCAUCAGAAUCACGGUCACGGAGCUCAUGGCCUUCCUGAUCACCAUGAACCAUUUCUCCACGGAGAAAAUCUUCAAGAUCGGAGGAUUUCCGAGGAUUCUGGAAAUAUUCGAAAAAUAUUUUCCAUUUCCACGAAGAUUGGAGCAAAUACGCCCUAUUGAACAGUGAUUUCUCUUAUCACUUUUUUUUGGUGAUUCGAUUAAAUAGCUGAUAAGAAGGCACCCCCACGUACCAAUUUUGCCCAUUGUCGGAUUUUCUUGUACUCAAUUUUUCUGCAUAUAUUAUCGAAUUUUUAUUGUUGUUUGUAUUUUUCGAACUUUUUUUAGUAAUUUUUUUUCUGAAUUUUCCCCCAAUUUCUUCACUUUUUUCUCAUUUUCACCCAUUUGAUUGUAUAUAAAUCUCAUGCUAAUGA
Caenorhabditis elegans is the source of this 5977-nucleotide messenger RNA. It is a transcript of the gene Y6B3B.1, whose product is annotated as Titin-like. The record is from RefSeq and is marked reviewed. Lineage: Eukaryota; Metazoa; Nematoda; Chromadorea; Rhabditida; Rhabditidae. The transcript is spliced from 11 exons. The coding region runs from base 1 to 5733 and encodes 1910 amino acids.